Messenger RNA from Ctenocephalides felis (cat flea), 6600 nucleotides. RefSeq lists its product as uncharacterized. NCBI's taxonomy places the organism in Eukaryota, Metazoa, Arthropoda, Insecta, Siphonaptera, Pulicidae. The record is from RefSeq and is a predicted model, not a curated record. Gene Ontology annotation, cellular component: nucleus. The transcript has 15 exons. Bases 300 to 6407 code for a protein of 2035 amino acids. Gene Ontology annotation, molecular function: zinc ion binding; RNA polymerase II cis-regulatory region sequence-specific DNA binding; DNA-binding transcription factor activity, RNA polymerase II-specific. Gene Ontology annotation, biological process: regulation of transcription by RNA polymerase II.
UUGUUGCUGCGCGUUUGUGUUCAUUGCGAGUUAAAAUUGUGACUAUUUGUUUUAUGCGUAUAUAUGAAGUGAAAAUUUAAUUGUUUGUUAAUAAAAUCAACGCUUAUUGCGUCCCAAACCGUUAGUGAUGUGUAUUUAUUUCUUUGAUGCAAUGUUAACAUUGAGCAGUUUGUGUCGUGUGAAUAUUGUGAAUGGUUGACAAGAUAUAUGAAUAAUAAAUUGUGGGAUAUCCCUUUGAGCGGGAGCUUGAAUGCCGUGCGCAUGGUAAUCGCAGCGGAUAAAUAUAGAUAGUUGACAACAUGGCACGGAGAAAAGGAAUCUCCAAUAAGUCGAAGUCAAUAACGUCUGCCAGAAGAUUACAGCAUCAACAAGAAAACAAGGCGCCACAAAGCAAGGCAUUAUUAGGAAAUGAGGAACGAGUCCCGAUCAAAGAGGAGUCCCCAACUGUCAUCGCGCAUCCGGACAACAGAAUGGCUCCAACGCAAGUGCCUCCGAGUUCGCCAGCACCAGCAGCCAUGACCUGCGCUGACAACAAUAACACGGCCGACCUGCAAAACAAAUACCUGCAUAAGAAGUUCAAACGCGCUAGCGCAGCUCCUGCUAUCCAAGAACCAGUCUUAAUCACUUCUGCAGGUUCUGAUCAAAAUUCAAAUCGAGAGUCGUCGACAUUUGAUGUAAGCGCAUCCCCUAUCGGUCAGAGUGGCCGUCAUGUGUGCCCAUACUGCAAGUUAGCCUGUGCAAAACCUUCCGUCCUGCAAAAACACAUCAGGGCUCACACGAACGAAAGACCAUAUCCAUGCGAACCAUGUGGAUUUGCUUUCAAAACCAAAAGCAAUCUGUACAAGCAUCGCAGAUCACGAGCACAUUAUCAACGGUCAAGAUGCGGCAGUGGAACGGCAGAGGAGGAUGCUUCAGAUGCUGAUUUGUCUUCCUCUAAUGCUUCUGAGGGGGCGCCAGAAACACCGCCACCGUCCACAAUUGUUCCAACUGUCACUGUUCCUAUAUCUGCCAUCAUAUCAACGACUGCAAUAACCGCGAAAACUCCUAUUUACAAACCUAAGUUUCACAAAGCUGCGCUUUAUAGGGACGAUAGUGAACAUGCAGAAACGACUAUUGUCAAUUCAGUCAAUUCAACAAACUCGUUCAUGUCUAUGAAUUCUGUUAACUCUACUAAUGCAGUGAAUUCUAUGAACAUGGUAACUGGUAUCCAGUUUGCCACUUCUGCAUCUAACCAAUCUACUUCAGAAGCAGAUUCAUUGACCCGUCGCAUAUCUAAGAUCAUAUCACAAAAUGAGGCUAUAGUAGAUGUUGUAGAGCCUCCUUUACUUCAACGUAAAUAUGGUAAAAUUAAUAAUAUGACAAACAACACUGCACCUGUAGUUUCAAAAUUAGCAAAUGCUCUUUUACGCAACGACCAACAACCAUUAAACUUAACUAAACCCGCUAGUACUGCUAAUGAACCGCAUAGAGAAAGAAUGCGUCAGCGAAGAUAUUCCGAAACCCAACCGAAUGCCUUAAGAUUAGAUCAGCAUCCACAAAAUCCAGAAGGCUCUAUUAUCAAAGACUUACUCUUAAAAGCGCGCGCUAGAGGCGAUGCUCCAUUCAUGCUGGGCGACAUUCCAGAGGAUCUGGGCAUUGGAGGAGGAUCACAGUAUACAUGUCCACUUUGUAGAAUUUCAUUUCGCGGCGCUGAUAAUCUUGAAACUCAUCGACAAUAUUACUGCAAAGGUGAAAUCAACCCAGCAGUCGGUUUUCAGAGAAGUAGAUCAGUGAAUGUGCAAUUGCCCGAGUAUUACAACCCAAACACACUUGCUAAACUCGCAUCGUCUACUUUAAAAGCUCCUGCAAACAACCGGCGUGGGCACAAACCUGGUGACCUUAAAAUUGUACCACCUGACUUUGAAGGGAAUAAAGUUUCUACACCAUUACCUUCACCAGGUCCUUUGUUGGGUAGUACUCGAUUAGUUGCGAACGACGGGGUUCCGCCUCCAAAGCGUUCUCGGGCUGAUAUUAUGGUUGUACCACCAACUCUCCGUUCACUUGAAGAUUUAUGCUCAUCGCCUCUGCUCAGAUCACAGCAACAGUUGGGUACCGCUGCUUCCUCAUUGCAAAUGUUUGGCGGCGAAGUUCGUAUUGUCGAUGAUGCUAGUGGGGAGACAAAAACUCUGAGAAUUGAACCGUCGAGUGCUCAGAAUUCGCCCGCCUCGAUAAUAUUUACACCUACCAGUUCUGGACCAGAAACACCAGGUCGUAUAGUAGUGCGGUCCGGAUUACACUCUGGUGGUACAAUGUUGCAUAACCCUCCAUCGACUGUGCAUAUUGCGCCCCUAACUCCGCUGACGCCAAGUAAGAAACAGCAAGGCCCCAUCACCCCACACCAGCCUAACGUUUCCGCUCCGGAUGUUGCGCCCAACAUUACGCAUUUUCGAUUUCCGCCUAUUCAAAUACCUCAAGAAUGUAGCUCAGGUCCCCAAACAAUUGUUCAUGGUGGUAGGCUCAUACCUUUUGUUCCUGGAAUUCCAGGACCAAAUACAUUGAGUACGAAUGAAUAUAAUGCUACAGGGGUAAGAGCAAGUCCAGCAACCAGUCCUCGAUUACCAAAAACUUCAAGUCCACAACUAAGUGUCUCAUUGGCAAAUAGUUUUUCUAAACUUUCUACUGCGUCCAUAAAUACCAUCAAUUCGUCUAAUGCUACUCCUUCAAAUGUAAUUAACUUAUCCAUUCCAAUUAUUAAUACAGAUCAAUUAAAACUGGAAAAUAACUAUUACAACACACUUCUUAAUAAUCAUUCGGUAAAUCAAAAUGGGUUUUCAAAUAUUGCUAAUUGUUAUGAAAGCAAAAGCUUAGAAAUGGUUGUGUCUUCAAAUACACAAGUAGAAUUGAAUAAAGAAAUGUCCUCGACAGAUAAAUCAAAAGUUAAUGGAGAUUGUUCAAUAAACUAUCAUCAAGUGAAUGAUAAUGAAAAAAAACGGUUAAAUAACAAAAAUGUGAAUGCAACAGUUGAUGUAACAAUACCAGUUUCAGAGGAGCGACAUUUUAAUUUUGAAAAUCUGAUAUCAAAGUCAGAGAUAUUAAACAAGCCCGUUUUGGAUACUGCUAGUAAUCGUAGUUACAUUGAAGAAAAGAUCAUUGCAAAGAGUUUUAAUAUUACAUCUAGUACAAAUUUAUGUACAAAUGUUCAAUCCAACUCUAGAACUAUGGAAACAUUGUACUUUAGAAAGAAUAUGCACUCUUCUGGAAACAGUGCUGAAAUAGGUAAAAGUAAAUUCUUACGACCAUCCUCUCUGCCAUUGAAACCUGGUACAUUCACACCAAAGAAACAUCAUGGAAUAACUCCAAAUGCUCACACACUGCCAUUGAUUUCACCCGAAACUCCAAGACCAGCGAAAGCAUUUGGCCAAUUAUAUCUUAAUGGACAUGCUUACACAUAUCUUGGUCUUAAAUGCUCAACAAAAGCAUAUUACUGUACAUUGAAUCGUUUACAACCGAUGUAUGUGGCAAAUCAGCAUACACUAUCAAUGUACAGCAAUUGGAGAGUAUGCUCAGAGGCAUGUCCGAAUCCUUUAAAAAUGACGCCUGUUGAAGUUAUGGCUCUUUAUGAUUCUAGACAUCGUCCACAGCGUGUAUCAAUUGCAAAACCAAGAACUGUUGAUGAUGUUUUAACACACUCUUCAUAUUGGCUUGAUAAAAAUGCUGUUAAGAGUCAGGGUAUGAAUAACAGUGAUGUAUUCAAAACAAGUGAGUUGAAUGAUUCCGAGGAAAUUGAUCAAAAACAAUCUGAACUUAACUUGUCCGAAGGAUUUGAAAGCCAUGAGGAAUAUACUUAUGUUAGGGGCAGAGGACGUGGAAAAUAUGUGUGCUCAAAAUGUGGCAUACGAUGCAAGAAGCCUUCUAUGUUAAAAAAGCAUGCACGUACGCAUACUGAUGUAAGACCAUUUACAUGUAGACACUGUGCAUUCAGCUUUAAAACCAAAGGGAAUUUAACAAAACAUAUGAAGAGCAAAGCUCAUUAUAAGAAAUGUGUAGAACUAGGCAUUAAACCAAUACCAACUUCUGUUGAGGAAGAUGACUGUGUGGAUCCUGCAGGGGGUUUCUGUGAAUCUGUUGGAGUCUCUGGAGACUCUGAUAGUGAGACUGAUACUGAUGCCGAUGAGGGGAACGAAGGGGAAACAGAGUCAAGUGAUACUGAUGAGUCUAAAUCAAGAUUGCCGGAGCAUGAAGCCGCUCAUUGUCUGUUGUCUUUAUCUUCUGGCCACAUUAUUACUGAGAAACAAACAUCACAUAUUACACCCGGAUUGAUUUCCUCCAAUAGACCAUGUACCUAUCCUUAUGAACUGCAGAAAUUAGAAUUAAUUGAGGCCAGUGAGAAAAUAAUUCUUGAGAAAAAUGUGAAUAAUAUUUCUAAGAAUUUGCAUCAAUCUUCUAAAGAUCAAUUACCAAUCAUUACUAUUAAAGAUAAUAGUGAAAAACUUGUUUCAAAAGAUAAAACUCAUGUAAGAAGUAACAAUGAGAGAAUUGAUGAUAAUAGUGUUGUAAUGGUUACUGUUGCUUCUUCAAUGCCAUUUAAAUAUGCUAAAACUAUAAAUUCAAUAAGGCAAAAUAGUGUCAUUAUAUCUAAUCACCAAUCAGUCAAUAAUGUUUAUUAUGAUCAACAACUGACACCAGAUGGUUUUCAACCAAUUGAUUUAACUAAACCUCGUGAUAAAAUGCAAAUAGAUUUCACCACUAAAUCAUCAUUAAGAAAUACUAAUAUCAUUUCAAAUGAAACUGAUAAUGAGCCAAUGAAAGUAAUUACGAACCUAGUAACUAGUGCAAGUAAAUCAUAUAAACCAAAUAUUACAAAAGUUAGUGAUGAAAUUAUGUUUCAUGCUUAUUUAACAGAAAAAGCACUGCAAGAAACAAAAAUUAAACAGAGCCAAUAUACUAACAAUCGGUUUCAAGUUAGUGGCACAACUUUUAAUGCCGAAGAUUUACAUAACAAAAAAAUGUCUAGAUUUGCUGAAACAGUGGAUAAUGCCAGUGAAGCCAGUAGGUUAGCGCCUGCUUCAUGUUCAGCUGCAACAACUUCUGUUGUAUUAACUCGAGAAUCUUUGGUUGGAUGUAGAAAACCAUCAGGUAUCAGUGAAUCACAAUUAUUAUCUAUAUCUAAUGUUGAGAAAUCUGGUAUAGAUACAUUAGCUGAAAUUGCUGCGUGUUCUUCAAAAUUAGAAACAAAUAUUGAUAACAAUACUAGCAAUCAAUCAGAUACUACAAAUAGUGUCAAAAGUGCAACUGAUAAUGCUAAAAUUGUUGCAUCUGAAUAUCUUAAAAUAACCAGUGAGAAAUCGAAAAAUAAUGAAUUAUUCGAAGAAAAAAAUGAUAUUGGAACAUCAAAAUUAGAAAUAUUAACAAAAUCAAAUAAUGAUAAUAUAUUAGAUACAACGCAAAAUGAUAUUUUAGAUUCCAAUGAACAAAUUGAUCAAAAACAGAUGUCAGAGCACAUGCCAGCAAGAAAAGUAGUUGUAGGGGCUGGAGGUUUGAGUUUUAAACUAGCAGGUUCACCAAAUGAGUUUCCUUCUCCUGGAAGUCAGUUCCAAGCCGGCAGAGUUACAGAAGAUGGAAGAUCUGUAUGUUUCAUAUGCUCUAAAACAUUUUCAAAGCCUUCUCAGCUAAGGUUGCAUAUCAACAUUCACUAUUUUGAAAGACCAUUUCGUUGUGAGGCUUGUGCUGUAAGUUUUCGAACUAAAGGUCAUUUACAAAAGCAUGAAAGAUCAGUUUCCCACCAUAACAAAGUAUCUAUGGCAUCAACUUUUGGGGCUCCAACAACAUCAAAUCCAAGACCUUUUAAUUGCUCUGAUUGUAAGAUUGCAUUCAGAAUUCAUGGCCACUUAGCUAAGCAUUUGAGAAGCAAAAUGCAUGUUAUGCGAUUGGAGUGUUUAGGUAAAUUGCCAUUUGGAACAUACGCAGAGAUUGAAAGGGCCGGAGUCAGUCUAACUGAUAUUGAUACAACAGACUGUGAUAACUCUUUAGCUAGUUUGCAAGUUCUUGCACAGAAAUUGCAUGAAAAAGAUCCUAACAAACAAGGAACUUGGAAUCCCGCCAUAAUGGCUCCACCAAUACUACCGGCUGGCGGUGAUAGUGAUAGUGAAGGUGAACCAAUGAGUCCACAGAAUUCUUCAGAAGAAUUUCUUAAAAAUUCAUUGAAAACAGUGGACAAUUUUAAUAGCUGCAGCAUCUGCAAAGGUAGUUUUGAGACUAUUAAAGAACUGGAAGUGCAUGUAUAUACUGAACAUAAUUCGCAAGGAAUUGAAACAUCACUAAUGAAUGUUUCUUCAUCCUUUAAUAGUGAUAUAAAAAGAAAGUGUGAUGAAAUAGAUUUAUAUGGCAAAGUAAUUGAUAGCAAACGAUGUAAAGUCAGUGACAGUUAGUGCCAAAUUAACUCUAUUUAAAAAAAAAUUCAAAUGUGAUUAAAUGAAAUGAAAUAUGUAGAUUAUUAUAAGAAGAAUCUUUUUUUAUAGAUGAUUAUAUAGUGCGUGCCCAUGAAAUAUUUAUUAGAGAAAGAUUUGUAAUUAUUUACUACUUAUGAUAUGAUGUGUUGUGUUCUUUUUAAUAUAACAUAUA